AUGAGAGUUUCUUUAUUGGCACUCAAGUUUGGGGAGCACCUGCAGGGGCCUAAUGAUCAAUAUCUUGGUGGUCAGAAUGACCAAGCUAGGUUCAAUGGCCUCUCCACUGUUGACGCCCUUUUACAAGGGGGUGCUGACCCUUCAAUCAAAGGUAAAAAGGGAAGCACUCCAUUGCACUUUGCAGCGCGCAGAGGAAACGAAGAGAUCGUUAAAGUUCUGUUAGAGCACCCGAAAGUCAAAGUUGAUGUUAGGGAUAGUUCUGGAAAAACAGCGUUGCACAUGGCAUGCAGUGAAGGACAAAACAGAGUUUGCCAGCUUCUACUGGACAAUGGAGCGGACAUCAAGGCGGUUACGACAGACAACGCGACUCCUCUCCACAACGCCAUUCUGAAUGGUCAUUCUGAGGUGGCAACAAUGAUAAUAAACCGAGGUUAG
Orbicella faveolata is the source of this 435-nucleotide messenger RNA. RefSeq lists its product as uncharacterized. Lineage: Eukaryota; Metazoa; Cnidaria; Anthozoa; Scleractinia; Merulinidae. Gene Ontology annotation, cellular component: transmembrane transporter complex; membrane. Gene Ontology annotation, biological process: monoatomic ion transmembrane transport. The record is from RefSeq and is a predicted model, not a curated record. Gene Ontology annotation, molecular function: protein binding; monoatomic ion channel activity.